AUGAGGCUCGUUCACCUGCGUCCAACCGCGAAUCUGGGCCCCCGCACACGAAUCCGUUCCUCGCUUUCCCACCUCCGCUUCCUCCUCUACCCCGGCCUCCGCGCCCGCUUCUCAAAUCGCCUCUACAAGCUCGUCACAUACGCUAACAGCAGACUCCGCCCCCGUGGGCCCGUCCGCCCUUCUCUCUCACAGAGCUUUGUCAAGCGUGGCCAUCUCAAGUGGCGUAACGAUCACUGGGAACGGACCACCUGUCUGCGGACUCGAGCAGCCCACCGACAUACCGAGACCACGGGCGGCGCGAUGCAGGCCUCUGGGGACGCGGGAAAUACCUGGGGGAGCUAUUAUAGGUCGUUUACUGGUGGUGGGGACCCAGGGGACAGAGAGCCGGGUACUAGGAGAAAGAGGAUUGCGGGUUACUUGAAGGCUGCCAAUGAUUUGAGGCAGAGCUAUUACUCGGGGUAUGCGAAUCGGGCUAGCGAGAUGGAGGGCGAGUAUAACAGUGGUGCGGACCAGUCGUCGGGCUCGUGGCCGGAUAUGGAGGUUACAAGGAGCGGCGAUGAGGAGCUUGUGCUGUUCCCGAGCUAUGCUAGACGGCGGCCGGAUGAGGACAAUGUGGUUGAUGUGGAGAUCCGAGGCUGGCUAUUUGCCCCGCACUCGGGCCCUCUGAGCCGGAAGAACCGAUACCUCCACUGGGUCGCCCUCAAGCUUUGUGGACUGCCUGCGCAGGCUUCUACUCAGCCCGGGGAGCCCGACAGGGACCCCACAGCUGCAGAGGCGGAGGCUGCGGGGGAUGCUGCCGCAGCUAUCGAAAAGAAUGGCAGACCCCCGUCUCUCUAUUCGUCCGACAGUAGGAUGGAGACUCUGUCCAGGACCAACUCCGCACCCAUGAGUGUGGCCGCAGCAGCAGCAGCAGCAAGGACGCUGUCCUGGCGCCCAGCCUUGGUGACUAGCGCAAGCACCCAAUCAUUGCCGCAGGUACCGCAACUGGACCCCGCCGAGGUCGCAUCUGCGCAUGCUGCGCUUGCUGCACGUCUCGCGCCCUUCAUGCAUCGUCCCAUCCCCAAUGCUCGUAUCACCAUAACCUUCAGCGACGAGUCCUCGGAAUCCUCGCAGUCAUUCACCGUACUCACCUCUGAGACCGGCCACUUCUCCUUCCAAGAGGAUCUUCCCUUCAUCCCUACCACUGUCCGCGUCAUUGCCUCUGAAAAGAUCUCGGCAACUGAGGAUGUCAUCAUUCAUGAGCCGACCGGAAUAUCGCUGAUAUCGGACAUUGACGAUACGGUAAAGCAUUCAGCCGUGUCCAUGGGUGCGCGCGAGAUAUUUCGAAACACCUUCACGGAGCCCUUAUCGAAGCUUAGCAUCCCCGGUGUUUCAGGCUGGUACAAGAGGCUAUCCCAGGAGCCGUAUAACGUCAAUUUCCACUAUGUGUCAAACUCGCCAUGGCAGCUAUACCCAGUGCUCAAGUCAUUCUUUGAAGAGUCUGGGCUCCCGCCUGGCAGUAUGCAUCUCAAAGAAUAUAGUGGCAUGCUUCAAGGCAUCUUCGAACCCGUGGCCGAGCGCAAAAAGGGCACGGUGGAGCGGGUGAUUCGAGACUUUCCGCAGCGCCAGUGGAUCCUGGUGGGGGAUUCUGGCGAGGCAGAUCUGGAAGUCUAUACCGAGAUCGUCGAAAAGUUCCCGGGUAGGAUCCUGGCGGUUUUUAUCCGGGACGUCACAACAACACCGGCACCCGACGAAAAGGAAUUCUUCAAUCCAAACGAAUCACCCGAGUACGCCAAGGCAAUGCAGGAAUGGGCAGAGGCAAAAGCAGCCAGUGUGAAACAGCCAAAGAUCCCCCCGCCAAUACCUCCAAAGCGCAAAUCCGUCAACCACACAGCUACCACCCAAAACCAGCCAGAAGAACACUCCCGAGAAACAUCAGUGGAAGGGGCCAAGACACCCCCUCCCAGGCCUCCCAAGCCCUCAAGCCUCCGGGACACCAUGACGGCACCAGCUGCCAAGUCAUCCUCCACCACCGACCUCCUCUGUACCCGAAACUCCCCACCGCCGCCCCCGCCGCCACGACGCACGGCGACUUUCUCGCCCAGUGAGACCCCCAGUACGGUGACACCGGCGCCUGGAAAACUCCAACACCCUGCCACCACUGCUUCCUCGUCGCCCGCACCGAUUACGCCGAACCAGCAGCAGCAACAGGCGCAGCAGGAGGUGCUGCUGAGUAAACGCGAAGAGCUGUGGAACCGUCGCUGGGAACGGGCUUUGAUGAUUAUGGGGCACUACGACGUUCAGUUGCAUAGUUGGAGGACGGGCGGGGAUGUAGAGGCCAUGUGUAGAGCCAUUGUGGAGAAGGCCCUGUGGGAGUAA
Molecule: messenger RNA, 2358 nt
Organism: Morchella importuna
Lineage: Eukaryota; Fungi; Ascomycota; Pezizomycetes; Pezizales; Morchellaceae
Exons: 2
Coding region: 1-2358 (785 amino acids)
Cellular component (GO): actin cortical patch
Molecular function (GO): phosphatidate phosphatase activity
Source: RefSeq, a predicted model, not a curated record